CGUAGGUCGGCCAAGCUGGGGUAUCAGUCAACGUUCGUUCUCUACGGUCUUCAGCUGCACCCAAACCAAAUCAAGAUGUUCAAAAUUGUGAUGCUUUGCGCCGUCAUCGGCCUGGUCGCCGCUGUGCACCACCCAAUCGAGCACAAGCCACUGCCGAGACGCCCACUGCCCGUGCCAGUGCCCCACCCAGUGCCCGUUCAUCAUGGCGACGAGUCUCACGCCGAGACGCUGUCCCGCAAGGAUGAUGUGCGCGCCGACGGCUUUGACAGCAGCCUGGAGACCAGCAACCACAUCGUCCGCUCCGAGAGCGGCGAUGUUCACGGCAACAUCCACGGCAGCUUCAGCUGGAUCUCACCCGAGGGCGAGCACAUCGACAUCAAGUACGUGGCCGAUGAGAACGGCUACCAGCCAUCGGGCGCUGCUAUUCCCGCCAUUCCCGAGCAGAUCGCACGCUCCCUUGCCUGGAUCGCGGCGCAUCCCCAUGUGCCCGAGGUCCACAAUGUCCAUCAUCCCAACAUCCACCACUAAAGCGAUACGAGCUCCCAGAGCCGAUUGCAUUAGAUAGACUUGGAAC
Messenger RNA from Drosophila arizonae, 574 nucleotides. Its product is annotated as larval cuticle protein 2-like. Gene Ontology annotation, molecular function: structural constituent of chitin-based larval cuticle. The record is from RefSeq and is a predicted model, not a curated record. Gene Ontology annotation, cellular component: chitin-based extracellular matrix. Lineage: Eukaryota; Metazoa; Arthropoda; Insecta; Diptera; Drosophilidae.